UGUAGAUGAUCAGUCUCUCCCCUGAUAUUUACUUCUUUUGUUUAAUUCUUCGAUUACCACAAUGAAUAUCAGAUUAUUCUUGCUAUUUGUGGUAAUUAUGCGCGCCAUGCACCAAGGGCCUGCAUUAUAUCGAGACCUUACGUGCGUGGAGCCCGAGCCAGGAUAUGCCAAAAGAUUAUUUUAUUAUUUCACAGCAAGUGAAAUUGAGAAAGUCUGUCCAACGGUUACCGAUCUGACAUGGCGAAUUGGAAAUGAGGGAUUCUAUAACCUGCUGUGUGUGCUUCUUACCCUGCUGUUGGGCUUUGCGCCGUCGAUCGGACAAAUCGUCAAAGAGAAAUGUUCAGCCGCCGUGUCAAUGUUCCAAGAAUGGAGAGCUCGUCCUUCCCUCUGCCGUCACUGCGGUACUGCCCCGUGUCAGGUUAAAAGGAGAUCAUUGUGGAAGCCCUCCGGUACUCGUAAGAAAGACAAGGCAAAUUUCGCAAAAAGGUCAAACGCCAUGAUGUUGUUUUACUGUGGACUAGAGUUGGCCGUGGUACUGACCAAAGAGCUGCCAUGGAAUGACCUGUACCGGAAGAGGAAACUCGUCCAGCAUUUUGAGGAGGAGCCUAUGGUGUUGUUCCCACUGUGCACCCAGCGUCAUAUCAACUCCUGGUACCCUGUCCCUCGCUAG
Mizuhopecten yessoensis (Yesso scallop) is the source of this 670-nucleotide messenger RNA. RefSeq lists its product as uncharacterized. The record is from RefSeq and is a predicted model, not a curated record. NCBI's taxonomy places the organism in Eukaryota, Metazoa, Mollusca, Bivalvia, Pectinida, Pectinidae. The transcript has 4 exons. The coding region runs from base 62 to 670 and encodes 202 amino acids.